This is a messenger RNA of Paramecium tetraurelia, 1587 nucleotides long. RefSeq lists its product as uncharacterized. The transcript is spliced from 4 exons. The record is from RefSeq and is a predicted model, not a curated record. Lineage: Eukaryota; Ciliophora; Oligohymenophorea; Peniculida; Parameciidae.
AUGGGGUGCGUUUCCUCUGAAGAGACUAAGGCUUUGGCUUUUGAUGAUUAUCAAUUUUUGAAAACAGGAACUUUAUCAAUUGAGCUCACUUAAUUGAUUUUUGUGGUGAACAAUUUGAUAAGGGAAUUGAAAGUGAUAGAAUCAUCCUAUUCCGCAUUACAAAGGUUACAAACUUAUCUAGUUUAGGUUUCUCUUACAGCAAAUUAAAGUUUGAUUGAUGCAUUUGGAUUUUGGACAAGAUUUGUAUCGAUAUGCAAUUUAGGUCAAGGCAAGGCCAAUGGAGUAUUUUACAAACUAGUAGAAGAUGGUCGCAAUCUAAGUUACAAUUUGGGUCUUAACGGUGAUUUAAAAUUGCAAUGGUUUGGGGAAGUUUUAAAUGACUAUUUUAAAGCAAUUAUUGAUAUUACUGCUUGUAUCCCAAUAAUAAUUGAAUAGCUCAAAUUUCUAUAAGAUAAGAUCAACCAUCUUGGAUCUAACUUAAAAGAGAAGAAUCAGGUGUUCAAACACAAUAUGCUGUUGUUAAAAUUUAACUUGGCCUUCACAAAAAUUGCUUAUAUUCGAAUCAUGUAAUACAAUGAAGAAAUUGAAAUUUUCAAAUAAAAAUACUUGCAAAUUGGCGAAUCAGCAGAUGAAUAAGGAUUGAAGCUUUACUAAAAAUUUGGAGCUAAACAAAUGAACGAUAGACAAAAGUAUCGCAUGAAAGUAAAAAUUAAUCUCAUCAUGGAAUAAUGUUAUCAUGGUGAAAUGAGGUCUGAGAUCGAAUAUGACAUACAAAAUAAGCAGAAAGAAAAGAGAAAGACACUCAAACCAGCUUGGACCUUUGGAGAUGAUAUUGGAAUAGGAGUCAAAAAAUUCCCAUUCCGUGUCAGAUGGACAGGGUGUAAUUGUGUAGAUCACUCAUUUUUCAUCAUCUCUAAUUAUCUAGAAAACCACAGUAAGCAUCUCUUACGUAUCAGAAAAUUAUCUGUAUUCUUAAGAUAUCUCACUCAAUCAUACAAGACAGAAGAGGACACUCUGUCCAGGGCUUGGUUUAUUUUUUGCACACAUCUCACCCCUAAGGAGAGAAUGAUCAUUUAAUCUAAUUCCUCGAUUUUGGAUGGGUUAAAGAAAUUCAAACUCAAAAACACUUAGGCUGAAAAAUGCAGGCAAUACUUUAUUGACUAUAUUUAACUGUUAGAUCAAGAAAACUUGUCUCAAUUACAACUAGAAUGGCAAAAUUAUUUGGAUGGUCAAAUUAAAGUAUUGUCUUUAUGGUCAAACAAUUAAAUAUUCUCAACCAAUGAAUUUCAGGCUCUAAAAGUAAGCGAUAAAUACUAUGCACUCACAAGCAUGUCCAAAAACGUUUACGCUUUAUAAUCUUAUUAUCCAAUAGCAACUUAGAUAUAUAAUUCAGUCUAUUAAAAAAAGUUAUAAAAGGGAUAAGCUUUUCUCGCUCAACUAUCAAAUAUAUAUAAUUCUUCCGUCCAUAAUCCUCUCCCUUUCGAUAAUUUGUAUACCACAAAUUAGACUGAGGAUGAUUAGGCCAAAGUAAAAAAUAAAGAGAUAAAAUUCAAAUAUGCCUUCACCAAAUUUGAAUCAAAAUAAUGA